Molecule: messenger RNA, 1435 nt
Organism: Carassius gibelio (silver crucian carp)
Lineage: Eukaryota; Metazoa; Chordata; Actinopteri; Cypriniformes; Cyprinidae
Product: GTP-binding protein Rit1-like
Exons: 6
Coding region: 191-826 (211 amino acids)
Biological process (GO): Ras protein signal transduction
Cellular component (GO): plasma membrane
Molecular function (GO): calmodulin binding; GTPase activity; GDP binding
Source: RefSeq, a predicted model, not a curated record
AGGGAAAGGUCCAUGGGCUAAAUGUAACCCCGCGGGCUUUAGGACCCGUGCUGCUCCAGUCCUCCAUGGCUCUGUGUGUUUACAGUGAGAAUUGUAUGGCAGGAAUUUUCUAACAUCAAAUAUUUAAACAUCAUUUGCAUCGACACAAAAGUCCCAAUGGAGAUAGAGAUCCUGUGACACAGUUCUUUGGAUGGAGUCCUCGCGGAGCACAGGGGGUCACUCCCGCGAGUACAAAUUGGUGAUGUUAGGAGAGGGGGGUGUGGGCAAAAGUGCCAUCAUCAUGCAGUUUAUAAGUCACAGAUUUCCAGAGGAUCAUGACCCCACUAUCGAGGAUGCCUAUAAAACACAGAUCCGCAUUGACGAUGAGCCAGCGAACCUGGACAUCUUGGACACAGCAGGACAGGCGGAGUUCACAGCCAUGCGUGAUCAGUACAUGCGAGCGGGUGAAGGCUUCAUCAUCUCAUACUCCAUCACGGACCGCCGCAGUUUCCAGGAGGCUCGCCACUUCAAGCAGCUGAUCUACCGCGUGCGGCGCACCGUCGACACCCCCGUCGUCCUGGUGGGGAACAAGUCUGACCUGGUCCAUCUCAGACAGGUGUCUGUAGAGGAGGGCAAACAGCUGGCGAGGGAGUUCCAGUGCCCCUUCUUCGAGACCUCGGCGGCGUUCCGCUAUUACAUCGACGAGGUGUUCGCUGCACUGGUGCGUCAGAUCCGCCAGCGCGAGGCCGAGGUGCUGCGAGGCAGCGAGAGGAAGACCAGACGCAGCCAUUCCUUCUGGAGACGCCUCAAAGCCCCCUUCCAGAAGAAACAGCAGUCCGAGCACUGAGAGAGGGGCAUGAUGGGACACCACGCAGCUCUGUUAGGCCCAUCUCCCUCAGAUGGUGUGAGAACUGCAUUUAUAGUUUCUGUCUGAUCGUCUCCCAGUCAUUUGAGUUCGACUAAGCCCUCACUGUGCAGGACACGCUCGCUGUCGUCAUUUGGGACGUGGGCUGAUUUUCUGAUGUUAGGGAUUAGGAAAGAACUAUUAAACUUGACAGUAGUUCUUGUUUCAUUUUUGGACCACGUUGAACUCUGUGAAUGUCGUGUUUUAAAGGAGGGGAAUGUAAGAAGGAUUGGCUAAAUGUGUUUUUUGUGAAAAGGUCACGUCAGACUCUGGUUUAGAGAUUUGUUGUUGAAAAAAAAAGAAAAGAAGGUUGAAUGAGUUUAAGAGAGCAGACAGCAUGAGAAGGAAAAGAAAGAAACGUGUCACAGGGUGGGGAAAAGGGCAAGGGUUUACAGUAGAAAUAUCGAUCUGCUGGUAUAAUGAGUACUGUAAACCAAUUUGUCAGACGGGUUUUAAAAACCCUUGAUGUAGAUGUUUUAGCCUCUUCUCAAAAACGGAGUGAAUAACAUGUCCAGGUGAUAUUUCACCCCUCUUUUCAUUAAAAAUAAAUAA